AUGAAGAGAGCAAUUGACGCCUUAGUUGUUCUAGCAGGUAAGGUUUCAGAAUAUAACGCAAAAAUGAACCCGCAAUGUUCUAAAUGUAAGGCAGCAAUUAGGAAAUAUAACUACUCAGUCAAAGAGAUAGAACGUAUGAGAAACGACUAUGCAGAUUUAAAGAAAGAAGCAGAAAAGCCAGCAGAAGAUAAAAUGGACAUGUUAGAAUUUCUGAACAAAAACUAUCCAACUGCUGACGAUUUCCUUCUAUCUGACGUCAAGAAGAAGUAUAAAGAGACUUUCGGUAUCGUUAAAACAUUCGAUAUCCUCAGCGAAGAAAUAGAAGCUACAAAACUGUUUAGAGUCUCACGAAUUCAUAACGUUUACCAUGUAAAACGCUUAUAA
Molecule: messenger RNA, 384 nt
Organism: Trichomonas vaginalis G3
Lineage: Eukaryota; Parabasalia; Trichomonadida; Trichomonadidae
Product: organellar and viral DNA polymerase type B
Exons: 1
Coding region: 1-384 (127 amino acids)
Source: RefSeq, a predicted model, not a curated record